CGUUCUCCCUCUUUCAUAAUACAAUAAUCUGUUGAUUUGAUUUCUUAUUUUAUUGAGUUUUUUGAGUUUUCCUGAAUAGGGGAUAGGUUUUUAGUUCUGGAUAUUGUGUAACUUAACCAGCCUUUUCUAUUGUGGAGUUCCAUUUGUAGCACAUACUAAUCUAGUUUGAUUCAUGGUGAACUGUUUAUUCUUCACUUCCUCUUAGACUCAAUGGAGUGUAUAAUACACUUGGCUUUUCAGUAAAGUAAGACAGUACAUAAUUGUGUGGAUGACCAGUUUCGUAACUUUCUUCUAGUGUAAGCUCGAUCACAUCUUGCAAGAAGAUUCAUUUUUGGGUCACUUGAAGAGUUUCUUUGGCACCGUGUGGAAUGCUUUUUUGUAAAUGCUGGGAGAGUCAUAUGUAUCUUUAGUUGGUGUUAUUGUAUUACUGAUUGUAGUAGUAACAUUUAUUCCUAGGAACAUCCAAGAAGGAAAAGGGUAAUAAUUAGGCUUCUUCAUGUUUCUGUACAUCUUGCUGCAACACCUUUUCUUAUGUUGUUAUUGGAACUGGGAUUGGAGACAUGUGCCUAUUAUGAUUUACUAGCAACAUCAGGUACUGUAGUGAGUUCGUUACUGUUUAAUGCAGCCUUACCAGUUUUUCAUGACCACGAGAAAUGAUGGGAAAAAAUAUAGUUAUACUUCACUGUAUUGUUUUAGCCUUUUAGGCGUACAAUAGAAAAAAUGAGAAUUUGAAGAGAUUUGACUUCUUUCUUGUUGGAGAUUAUCUAGAAAAAGGAGGGGUUCAAUGUUUCUGAUUAUGUAGUAUUAGUGGUUGAAAUUUUUUUUAACCAAGUCUCAUGCCUCUACUUACACUGAUCUUUGGUUCCAGGGAAGGAGAUGUAUCGUUGCCGCAAAUUCCUGCUAAGUAUUUGAGAAUAAAGGGCAGAAACUUGCCAAUAUCAUUUGUCCAGAAGUACCUUAUGAGAAAGCUGGAUCACCCAAGUGAAUCGGAGGUUGAAGUCAAGCAUAUGGGACAUCCAGUAGUUCACACACUAGAUUUGCAUAGUUUAGUUGAUUUGUGGCUAUAAAACAACAUCGACCUCUGAAAAGAUCCCGAUAUCGAUCGACUCAUCAGUAGAGGAUUUCACUAUGAUUUGACUUUAAAGUGAAUUUUCUUUUGUGCAUUGUAGGCUAUCACACUUUGGAUGAUUGGUCAUUUUCGGUAAAUUUGCAGGUAGUUGAAGAAUUUUUGGACCGUGAGAUCGAUCAAGUCUACUUAUAAGUCACACAUACAUGUAUUACAAUUAAUUUAUCUUUUCAAUUAUUGUAAAACCUUUAUUGUUAAUGUAAGUUACAUUUUCUAUUAUCAAUAUAAAGAUCUUUUUAAGCA
Messenger RNA from Cucumis melo (muskmelon), 1369 nucleotides. RefSeq names its product E3 ubiquitin protein ligase DRIP2-like. Gene Ontology annotation, molecular function: ubiquitin-protein transferase activity. The record is from RefSeq and is a predicted model, not a curated record. The transcript is spliced from 3 exons. The coding region runs from base 837 to 1067 and encodes 76 amino acids. NCBI's taxonomy places the organism in Eukaryota, Viridiplantae, Streptophyta, Magnoliopsida, Cucurbitales, Cucurbitaceae.